CUCUUGGGACCAAGCCGAAGAAUCAUCUCCUAAUCGUACUUCUGUAUCCUCUUUUUUCUUUUACUUCUUCUUCUUCUUCUUCCUCUCCUCCAUAGGCCCGUCCGAAUAGCGGGUGAUUCGAGGCAGUGUGUUAAGGGUCGUGCUGUUCAAUCUUAUACUCGGGUGGCAGUGCGCUAGACUAGACUCACAGGCCAAGCGCCGACGUCCCGACAGUGACAGUAUCAGAAGGUCCCGCUUGUCCGCGGAACUGCACAGCCGGAAGAGUGCUUUGACCUAACCCGCUGGACUUAGGUGGAAAUCCAACACCAGUGUAGAUCUUAUAGGGGGCAAUGGAGCCAUGACUCGGAAUGAUUCUUAGUUAAAGGCAAUCGGUCUACCCACUAAAAACAUCUCUUCGCUCGUCCUUUUUCUGAGUUGUCGAAUGUGAUGUCGGCUAAUAACCAUUUCACCUCAACGCCAUGAGUGACGAUGAUCGAAGCGCAAGCGUGCUCGCUGUUGCGGUGACCUUCCUUGUUCUAACAUGGAUCAUGGUCCCGCUUCGCAUCUACGUACGAACUGUCGUGACCAACUCAUUCGGCCGGGACGACGCGUUGUUGAUUUUAACACAGGCACUCUUUACCGUUUAUCUCUCCGCCCAGCUUGGGGGAUGGUAUCAUGGUACCGGUAGGCACAGGACGGAUCUUACCCCGGAGAACAACACCAGUGCUCUAAAAUUCUGGUUUAUUUGUGAAGUAUUUUACGUCCUUACCGCCACGUUCCUCAAGGUCACCGUCGGCAUCUUCUUGAUUCGCCUAUCCGUUGUGAAAUAUCACAUCUGGUUCCUCCGUAUCCUUAUGGUUGCGAGUGUUGUGUUGGGAACGGCAUAUUUGUUUGUUGUUUUGUUCCAAUGCAGACCUAUAAGCACGUUCUGGGAAGAGGCACCCGGCACUGCGGGAAAGUGCUUGGAGAAUAACCCUGUUGCGAUCACUACAUAUGUUGCAUCAGUCAUGAACUGCCUCGCAGAUUGGGCCUUUGGCAUAUUGCCAAUGUUCAUAGUGUGGUCCCUGAACAUGAAGAAAAGGUCGAGGAUCAUCGUCAUGUGUAUCCUUGGUUUUGCUGCUAUUGGAAGCACCGCAACGAUAGUCCGCCUGUUCUAUAUUCCUGACAUGCUUAACGGACAGGACUUCCUGUGGGCCACAACAAACUUCGCAAUUUGGAGCACCGUCGAGCCAGGUGUUGGGAUUAUCGCAACUUCUAUAGCAACUUUGAGGCCCGUGCUACAUUUUAUUAUGGGGAAGCUUGGGCUAUCACAGACAUACCAGUUGAGCCAAAGUUUGCCUUGGGCCCCUUCUCGUGGUUACAUGAAGACCGACGAACAUUCGACGUCCAACCUGCGACCAGGCGAUGGAACAACCACAGCAACCGCCGCUGGUCCGAAGAAGUCCACCGCGCCAUUCGAUUAUCUACAAACACAACCAGGCAUGGAUCCUAUCGAGUUAACCGGCAUCACGAGAACCGUAGAGGUUUCGUUAUCGAGGGACGAUGCUCAUGAGGUCAAACGGUAACCUUGCUAAAAGAAACGACCGCAAAUCACAUUUCGGCUAGUUCGUCUUCGAUUGAAACAAAUACCAACGAAAGAAAUGGUAAUAGUAGUAAUGAAAACCACACUAAUAAUAAAUAAAUUUUCAAAACAAAUAUCAAGUUCUCGGAUGAAUCGCACACGUGUCUUUGGUGGCUCAAGACAUUCGGGCGGCAG
Messenger RNA from Truncatella angustata, 1735 nucleotides. RefSeq lists its product as uncharacterized. The transcript has 5 exons. Bases 459 to 1544 code for a protein of 361 amino acids. The record is from RefSeq and is a predicted model, not a curated record. Lineage: Eukaryota; Fungi; Ascomycota; Sordariomycetes; Amphisphaeriales; Sporocadaceae.